AUGCAGCCACAGGACCUGGCCAAGCCCUCCACUACUCUCAACCGUGUCGAGGAGGCUUUGGCGGACGAGGAAUAUUUUGACUGGGAGGACUUGGAGCUGCAGGAGGUCGUUUAUGCGAAAAAGAGGCGUCGCGAGGCUGCCCUUGCAAAGCUCGCUGCGGCCUCUCAGUCUCCACAAAGGCCACCACAACCUGAGGACGCUCCCACGCAGCGCCGCAAAGCGGUGGUUUUUGCUCAGGAGGGCAUGAGCCAGCCAGAGGCAAAGAGACUCCUGCCUCCGGAGUGCACCAUCUCGAAAGAGCGGGAAUGGCAUCAUCGCUGGAAGCUCAAAUGGGCCCUCAAGCAUGUCUUGGUGUAUGCCUGGUCAAUCCACAAACAAAGGACCGGCGAAGACUGCCCGGCAGCCGUGGACAAGAACAGCAUCAGUCAGUCAUGCGCUGGAUCAAAAAAGGGGGCCAAGCCGCAGGACCCGCGCGAGCUGGCCCAGCCUGUGGAGCCUGCGGAGGAGCCGCAGGAGCCUGCGGAAGAGCCGCAGGCAGAGGCUUCCUCUGCGAGCAGAGGGUUCCCGGAGCUUGACGUCGGCACCUAUCCGAAGGAGGAGGUAGAGGUCGAGGUCAAAGCGGAGGACUCGUACACGUACGAGGAGCAAGAGGAGACCGAGGAAGAGCCUCUGGAGAAGGACCCACCGCAGGAGGUGCCACCGCGGGUAGAGGAAGUCCCAAAGGAAAAGGCCCGAGGAAAGAAAGAGAAGGAGGAGAAAGCCCCGAAAGAGAGGAAGGAGAAAGAGAAAGAGAAAGAGAAAAAGGCCCCUAAGAAGAAGGAGCGAGAGGAAAAAGCCCCAAAGGACAAAGAGGAAAGAAAGAAGGAGAAGAGUAGAAAGGACAAGGACCGGGACAGAGACCGGCGGAGAAGGAAAGAGGAGGAGAAAGACCGGGACAGAGACCGGCGAAGAAGGAAAGAGGAGGAUAAAAAGGAAGGAAAGGCCCCAAAGGAGAAGGAAAAGGAAAGCGAGGCCCCAGAGGAGAAGCAAAAGGCCCCCCAGGAGCCGGGCGAGGUAGCCCCGGAGAGGGCUGAGCCGCCGAAGAAGGCGGAUCCCGGUCGUGGGCAGACCGAGGAACCGCGGGAGAAGGCUCAGCAGGAGCGUGCUCGCGGAAGCACCGAGGCCGAGGAGCCUGUGAGGUCUUUUCGAGAACGAGGUCUCUUCGACUACGAGCACAGCUCUUCAAGGACUGCUUCCGGGAGGAAGCCCAACGACUACAAGGAUUCGUUCAACUCUUAUAUCCCCAUAUGGGACGGCAAUGCGGGGUCGAUGCGCAAGUUCAAGAAAUCCGUGACGUUGUGGCUGGCAGGCCUGGACUUAGAGCGCACGGCGUCGUACAACUUAGCCGCCCGCUUUCUUCUUCGGCAGACCGGCGCCGCAAGGGCGCGAGGUGAGGAAGAAGAUAUAGAUACGUUGGCCCACCGACCGGCGGUGGCUGACGUUGUGGGGACGGAGAUCCAGGCUGCCGACUACACGCACGGCGUGUGGCACCUGGUUAGGUGUUUCGAGGAGCUGUGUGGGAAGACAGCUUCCGAAAAGCGAGGAGAGCUCCGGCAGAAGCUCUAUGUGAGCUUGCGCCGCGGCCCCAGUGAGCCGGUCACGAACUUUGCGUCGACCUGGAGAACACUGGUGGCCGAAUGCAUUGCCGAAGGCAUCCCGGUGACCCCUGUCGAGUCUGGAUGGCUCUUCAAGGAGAGGCUUGCCCUUACGGAAAUGCAGCGGCAGCUGCUGGAGACCGCCACCGGCGAGGAACCGGAGUUCGCCGUGGUGGAAAGAGAGGUGCUGCGACUCUUCCGAAGGGUGCACCUCACGCGGAGUGAGGCGGCCGGUGGAAGCCACCUUCGCUCCUGGCGCCAGGCCCCCUCGAGGCCUGGGACGGUGCCAUCUUCAGCUGCCUCGACGGCUUCUGGUGGCACUUCGCGUUUCAGGCGCUCGUUCAACCGCUCCCGGACUCCCGGUCAGGGCCCUUCCCAGGCCUUUGUGACCGAGGAACACUACGAGGACGAGACGGAGGAGUAUGAGGACGAGCCUGAAGGAGAGACUGAAGCGUACGAGACAGCAGCUGAGGAAGAGGACGGCGGGGAAGCAGCCGCCGACGAGCUCGAGACCGAGCUAGAGGCGAUGGCCGCAGCACUGGAUGAAGGAGACGACCUGCCGCCUGAGGUGGCGGAAGAAGCGGCCGCGCAUCUGGAGAAUGCGGGGGAAGCUUUGGUGACCCUGCGGGAAGCAAGGCGGCAGAUCGCCGCCAUCCGCAAGGACCGUGGGUACAAAGCCCCCGGAGCCGCCGGCAGCGCCGGCGGAGGUGGACGUGGGCCACAGCAGCCAAGCGGCAGCCAGAGCCCUGGCAAGCCGAGCCCAAGCAAGGGUGGCCGCUCUCCCAAGCACGUCCACUACACGGAGACUGAAGCCAACGUGGUGGACUUCAUGGACCAUGGGACCAGCGUAGAAGUGGAUGAGUUUGAGGUGAUGAUGACGCUGGCGGAGGCACUUGAGGUGUCGAGCCUCCCGAAGAGGGGCUCCCCAGCCACGUUGCUGGGCGCCAUGGACUCGGCCUGUAACCGGACCUGUGCCGGACCGGAGUGGAUUAAGCAAGCCUUGGCAGCUAUCCCUCCGGAGUAUCUCAGCUUGGUCGUGGAAAACCACGAGGCUGAGAGGUUCAGGUUCGGAAACAACCAGACACUAGUGAGCAGCAGGAGGGUGCGCAUCCCUUGGUGUCUGGAAGGACAUGUGAUGCUGCUCUGGGUUUCGGACGUGCCAAACCCGAAGCUUGGUUGUCUGGUGGGCCGGGACUGCAUGGAGGCACUUGGCGCCGUGUUGGACUUCGAGGACCACACGGCCCGGUUCAAGACCUUGGGUCUGGGACCCCUGAGGCUGCCCCAACUGAGGGCUGGACACCUGGGCCUCCCUCUUUUCCCGAAGGCAGGUUGGCCAGCGGUCGGAGGCCUUCGCUCCUUUAAGCCGCUAGGCAGAAACGGUGUGGUCGAGCUACAGCUCGGCUUCGGAGCGUGGAUGCGUCUGCGCACAAAGGCGGCUUGGCAGCUGAUGCUUGCGGUGUCUGAGUCGUUUGUGUCAGAGCAGGCGGUGGUUGACUCGAGGGCUGCACUCACGUCGACGAGCGUCUCAGUGAGCAAGCCUACCUCCAAACCCGCAGCCGUUUUGCUCGAGUCCGUCGGAAAAUGGCGAAGAAUGGUGGUGCGUUUGCGCGAGCGUUUGGCCUGGCACUGGCAGGGCUUACUGCUGUGGCUGGUGCGCAUGCCUCAGCUGCGCUUCGCCCCCUUCCCGUGGAAGUCGGUAACCGGCCCGAAGGAAUGGCAAGAACAGUCCGAGGGCAUGGUGCGACGAGGAGCGUGGCCACGGCGCUGGUACACCCGCGCGGUGGAGAACCGCGUGUUCUCAGGAGUGAACCUCGGCCACUCGGUGAGCCUGAGGAACAAGUGCGGUUUGGCGUUCGCCUUCCUCGAGGACGAGAUCGUGCUAGAAGGGCUGAGGGCUCUAAAGGCACCGAAAGGAGUGCGCUCGAGGUUGCAGCGAAUGCAGCUGGAGGAAGCCAAGAAGGCACAAAGCGAAGUGAAGGAGGUGCGCGAGGAGCGCAUGCGGGCGCUGUUGGGGCCAAGGGGAGGCCUACCGCGCCUGCGAGCCGAGUUGCUCGAGCUGGCGGUGCUGUUGCGGGUGGACAUCGAGGAGAAGGACACCGUGGAAACGAUCCGCAAAAAGGUGACGCCGGUGGCCCGCGCAAUCGCGCUGCCGCCUCCACCGUCACAGGCCAGCUCAAGCUCGGAAGUACCGCGGCCAAAAGCUCCCUCCAGGACCGCAGGACCGAUGGGGACGGGUUCGGAAUUCGUGCCACCAACCCGCCUGGCCGCUCCACCCAUGGAGGAGGAGGUGGUGCCAUCGGACGACAGCUUCAGGAUGAUUACGUCGGAGGAGCUGGCCGAGCAGAUGGCCGGCUUGGACGCCUACAUGGCGCUGCGGCAGGCCAGUGCGUCGGCCUCGCCGGCAGCAGUGCAUGAAGCACUCCAAGUGCUCGCGAAUGCAGAGGAGGCAGCUGCAUUCCACGACUGCUUUGUGCAAGCAGCUGAUUCGGAAGUUGCUGCUCAUUUUGAGCGGCGUGGGCACGGAACCCGUGCUUACAGUCCGGAUGCCUACGGCCACGUCGGCGUAUUCCGUGCCAAACGCGGCGCGGUGGACCGUCAAGCGCUCGAGAACUGGAUGGUUGGUGCUGCCAGUCUGCGAGCGGAGGACCGGUCUUGUCCUUAUAGCAACCUGCCGGCCGUCCUGGAUGGUGCCCGCGACGGGCGCUAUGCGACCUUCUGGCACCUUCGACGUGCCCUUCCGCGACUUUUCGAGCGACGUUUCGACUCCUUUCACUCUACCCUGGCCGUCGACCAACAAAACAAUUUAGAUGGGGGUGACAGUCGUGCGUUCGAAAACUCGCCGGACACUGCAGGGGAACCACCUGCUGGAGGCCUGCCGUUUCCCUUUCGUGCGGUCGAAAACUCACCGGACACAGCAGGGGAACCGCUGGAAGGUCAGGAAGAGCAGGAGGAAAUGGACGCCCUGGUCAGGGACGCGCCUAAACCGACGAAGGAGAUCGUACAGGCCAUAGCAAAGCUUCACCGGAACACGGGCCAUGUCUCUAAGCGAAGACUGGCCAGAGCUUUGGCUGUUUCCGGGGCCCCGCCCGUGGUUAUCAGAGCCGCUCUGGAGCUUCGUUGCGAGAUUUGUGCCGAGGAGGCACGGCCGAAGACGCGGAUGCCCGCGAGCCUUCCAAGGGCUUCGCACUUUGGAGACCGGGUGCAUGGUGACUUGUUCAGCUUCAAGGACGGAGCCGGACAAACUCGGUGGGUGGCCCACUGGGUGGAUGUGGCAACGCGCUACCAGGCGUGUACCCUUCUCCGAAGCAAAACUGCUCAGGAGGUCGGUGCCACUCUUGCCGAGUGGACGCGGAUCUUUGGAGCGCCCAAGACACUGGUGGUGGAUAUGGGGCCGGAGUUCGUGGCUGAGUCCUUCCAGGACCUCUGUGACUUCUACGACACGGUUCUACACCAUAUACCGGUCGAGGCGCCUUGGAGAAACGGCGUGGCCGAGCGAGCAGGAGCUUCUACCAAGGCGGUGCUUCAGAGGCUGGUGAAGGAGUACCUGCCGGUGACUGAAGGUGAUGUGUCUCAGGUGGUGACCGCCGCGGCGGGCGCAUACAAUGACGACAUCAACGACUCGGGCUACUCGCCUUCCCAGGCAGUGGGUCUGGCCCAGACGGCGCUGACAAACGAGCCUUCGUUCUGCCGGGCCUUGGCGAUCCGGGAAACCGCGAGAGUGGCUAUGCUUCGGCUGCACUACUCGCAGGCGAUGAGCAAGGCCUUGCUGGCCCGCUCAAGAGCCCCACACCCUGAGCACUACAAUGCGGGGGACGUGGUGUACUUUUACCGGCGACAGAAGUCGAAGCCUGGAAAGAAGCUGCAGCUGAAGGCUUGGCAUGGGCCAGCCUUGGUCGUGGCCAUGGAAGGGCCCGACGAGAACCAGCUGAGCGCCUAUGGGGCGUAUCGGGGCAACGUGACCAAGGUUGCCAUUGAGCACCUGCGGAAGGCCUCAGCCCUGGAAAGGCUGGCGGCCACUGACUGGGCCCCUGCCCUGCAGACCGUGCUCAAUGAGGUGACAGACGCCCCGGAGCCGGUGCCUACGGAAACUACCGCGGAGGCACCUGCGGAGGAAGUUCCCGCUGUGGUGAGCCAGGACCGUUCGAGAAGGCCCUCGUUGUCGUCGCUGGCGCCGUGGGAAAAGGAGUCGCACAGUGUCUACCGAAAGCGCUCCCACGAGUCUGUGACGGCGGGCGAGAGUUCGGAGCGACCCGCUUCGAAAGCCAAACCCCUCGGGGAGCCUGUGGUGGGCGAACCGAUGGAUGGUACAUCCGAGGCCUUGGGCCUACGUGACGCUGCUGUGGAAAGCGCGGCGCCUAGUGCGCCGGAACUGGUUCCCAUACCAGAGGAAACCGUGGGAGAGAGCCCGGGAGCCCAGAGCUCUCAUGAGGGCGAGUCGACCGCGGAGGAUAAGGAUCACCCUUUGGUGAGGCUCAUGGAACAGGUGGCGGAGGACCGCCAAACUGGGUAUGAGGAAAUCCGCUGUGGCACGUGGGACGGACGCUGGCCCACGCCCAGCGAGGUUCAGAGGAAGCGGCUACAAGCCACCGGGGAUCUCAUGACCCUUCCGGUGGAGAAUGAGGCCUGCCUCGCUUCUGCGGGGAAGGAGAUCACCUGGAGCCGCCUGGACGUCAAGACCAAGGACGCUUUUCAAAAGGCAGCUGACGAGCAGUGGCAGAAGUGGACCGAGAACGGCUCAGUGCAGGAACUGAGUGUGGAGGAAAGCCGCCGGGUGCAGGCGGACCUCAAGCGGAGUGGGAAGUCCGGCGACUUGCUCACACCUCGGGUGGGUUCUGACAGACAAGAACGCGGCGCUGUCAACCCCGGGGAAUCCGCUUCCAGCCAAACCCUCAGCGAGACUGGUGGUGCCGGGGUUUAA
Molecule: messenger RNA, 6552 nt
Organism: Symbiodinium sp. CCMP2592
Lineage: Eukaryota; Dinophyceae; Suessiales; Symbiodiniaceae
Source: the annotation of a GenBank genome assembly